Morone saxatilis (striped sea-bass) is the source of this 1987-nucleotide messenger RNA. RefSeq names its product myotubularin-related protein 14-like. The record is from RefSeq and is a predicted model, not a curated record. The transcript has 12 exons. Lineage: Eukaryota; Metazoa; Chordata; Actinopteri; Moronidae. Bases 705 to 1826 code for a protein of 373 amino acids. Gene Ontology annotation, biological process: dephosphorylation. Gene Ontology annotation, molecular function: phosphatidylinositol-3-phosphate phosphatase activity.
UCCUGUUUACCGCCUGUUGUACCUUCAGACUGUAGUACACCGAUUGCGACACCACUCUCCACUGCUGGGGCUCACCCACAACAACAUAUGCUACACCGAGGUCCUGCAGCCACGGGGUCGACUGCUGUACGACUUUAAUCCGUUUAUCAUCAUGGCCGUGGUUACUAAGGAGACAUGAAGACGUGACAUUGAGCAAGCGUGAGCAGGCCGGGAAGGAUCCUGGAGAUUUCCUGACUCUAGCUGACCGGGAGUUCAGUUAGCUGGUGCUGGGAGUCGGGCAUCACUUCAGCAGGUGUCGCAAACGAAACAGUGGUGAUGUGGAGGACUACAAAGGCCUAAAAUAGUCUCAAAUGCGUUAUACGAGGGGUUUGAGUUAGUGGGAACGACCAACAUACGCCUUGGAAGCUCAACUAGCCUGUUGGCUAGUCGUGCUAACUCCGCUAGCAGUAGCAGCGGCAGCCGCCGUGGUGUGAGUGGCCGGCUGUGCGGGCUGGCUAACGGCUUGUGUUUGGAGAGUGGAGCUGCGCGCCGGUGCCCUGAAUUCAGGAAGAAUCCCCGGCUCCGGCCCCCUCAAGCGGGCAGUCAGGAAUAAGCUGGCUGGGAAGGGAUGGCCUGGUCGGUCUUCCCGUUCCAGAGGACAAGGCUCCGCGGUGUUUGAAGGAGGUCGAGUUCGGCUAGAGGCCACCACCGCGGGUCGAGGCGCUAUGAUGGCCGCCUCCCCCUCCGCGGCCGGCGGCUUCACGGCCUCCGGUCUGUCGGUCAAAAAGAGCGAGGAAAUAGCGGAUUUGAUAGAUUUGUUUUCCAAGAUUCAGUACAGAGCGAAGGAAGUAACUCCUCGGGUGGAGGCCAUAGAGAAGCGUUGUCUGGACUUAUUUGCCAGAGAUUACAAGUACAGUAUCAUCCACAAUGCCAAUGGAGAAGUGUGUGGACAUUACCCACGGCAGAUAGUUUUCCUGGAGUAUGAGUGCACAGAUGUCGAGAGAGACAGGUUUGAGAGCACAGUGCAGAUCAGUAAGCUGCAGGACCUGGUGAACCGGAGUAAGCUGGCUCGCUGCAGAGGGAGGUUCGUCUGUCCUGUCAUCCUCUACAAUGGCAAGCAUAUUUGCCGGUCGUCCACUCUGGCAGGAUGGGGGGAGCUUUACGGACGCACAGGCUACAACUACAUCUUCUCAGGGGGCAGUGACGACACGUGGACAGAGUCUGAGGAGGUUCCAGAGGAUGACAGCGCAGCCAGGAACGGGGACUCCCAGCUCUUCGACAAGGUUCGAGGCCACGACAUUAAACUGCUACGUUACCUCUCGGUUCGCUACAUCUGUGACCUAAUGGUGGAGAACAAGAAGGUUAAGUUUGGCCUAAAUGUGACAUCCUCUGAGAAGGCGGACAAGGCCCAACGCUAUGCAGACUUCACCUUGCUCUCCGUGCCUUACCCUGAUGAGAGUGGCCUCCUGGUGCACUGCAUAUCAGGCUGGGACCGGACGCCUCUGUUUGUGUCCCUCCUCAGGCUCUCUCUGUGGGCAGACGGCGCGGUGCAUGCCAGCCUGGAGCCGGCCCAGAUCCUGUAUCUGACCAUCGCCUACGACUGGUUCCUCUUCGGUCACAUGCUGCCAGAUCGACUCUCCAAAGGGGAGGAGAUUUUCUUUUUUUGCUUCAAUUUUUUGAAGCACAUUGUCUCAGAGAAGUUCUCUGCUGUUAGGAAACAGAGAAGGAAGAACUCCCACUUCAAAGACGGUGAUUUCACUGUGGAAGACCUCUGCCAGUUAAGUAAGUCUCAUACAUUCCUCCCUCCGCACAGGCCCACAUACAGGGUACCACUGAUGGAUCUUUGAUGGAUGUAGCUCAUUUAUAGCACACAUUUUAUUUUGUAACUAUGUUUAAUUACAGUCAUGGUAGUUGGUACUAUUGCAUGGUUCCUAAACCUAGAUUUGAGACUUAGACACCAAAUAUCCUGGAAAUAAUCUGUGUUGUUUUGAUUGUACUUAAGCCCCUC